AUGUACCACAUUUCAGUAGGUAUUCUGUACAUAUUGAUGUUGUAUAUAAAGCUUGCUACUGCAUGCCUUUAGAGCCGCCGUUAUAAUAUGGGUACCUUGGUACGGACUGGCAUCGUUUCAGAAGACUGCGGAAGGAGGAGCGUAUUCGGGUCCACACCAACUUCUUCGUGGCACUCCUGCUGUGUAGCACCGUGAACAUAUUGGUACAGAUGCUCCUUACCCACGAUUACCUGAGCAAGGAGAAUAACUCUAAUACUCGAAUGGAGGAAAAUUCGGUCGGCUGUCGCAUUCUUUGGGCCGCGCAACUCUACUUCUCCAGCACCACUUUUGCCUGGAUGUUCUGUGAAGGCUACUACCUCCACACGCUGAUAUCACACGCCCUGUCGCCGCAUAUCAACGUGCAGUGGCUUUACAUAGGAGGCUGGGUUGUUCCUGUGCUACCGACUCUUGCCUACUCCAUAGUGCGUAUCCUUAUGAACAAUGAACAGUGCUGGGCUCUAAGCUAUGGCAUGACAAACUGGAUUACCGAUGCCCCAAACUUAUUCUGCAUAGUGGCAAACAUAUAUUUCCUAGUCAGUAUAGCGAGGUCAAUAAAGCGACUGCGUGAACAUCCACAAGAAGAAUCAGCAAGAUCAAAGCGUAUAUGCAGAGCAGUAGUCAUACUGUUCCUACUGUUUGGCCUACAGUGGAUCAUACAGAUCGCCAGAUUACCGAAAGGAACCCGUGGCGAAGCGGAAUAUAACGUAUUCGCCACCACUGUCCGAAACUCGCAGGGCUUUCUCGUAGCUGUGAUAUUCUGCUUCUGUAACAGUGAAGUCCAGGCAUCGGUUCGGGACUCCCAGUUCUGGAGAACUCUACGACGUCUGAGUCGCGAAUCACGCCACAGCGUUCUGACUCAGAUGUCAAAUCUUUCCGGCAGGUCCAGCACCACCGCCAGAGGGCAGUCCGUAAAUUCCGAGACAGCACGAGACAAUUCGUUACAAUCCGAAGGACUCAAAGUAACCACGUACCGCCCUAGUCAAGAUUCAAGCAAAAACCUCAUUGGAAGCCGUAAAAAAGAUUCUUCACACCUUUUAUCUCCUGAAGGUACUAGCAAAAGCGAAUCACAGCAUUUUAAAACUGAAAAAGACAGCGCCGCACAAUCCAGUAGACUGUUGCAAACACGACAGGGACUAUAUUCACCCGGGUCUCCAAGUCACCAAGACAACUCUAAAAAACUUUCAUCAGAAAACUCUAAAAAGGGUUAUGUCGUGGUGGCAGCUACAGACUCUUACCCCGAAGAAAUUAAUGAGUAUAUUAGUCAAAUAUAAGGUGAUAUUAUAUUAAAAAUUGUAUUUUACUUUUUU
Lingula anatina is the source of this 1346-nucleotide messenger RNA. Its product is annotated as calcitonin gene-related peptide type 1 receptor. Gene Ontology annotation, cellular component: plasma membrane. Gene Ontology annotation, biological process: cell surface receptor signaling pathway; adenylate cyclase-modulating G protein-coupled receptor signaling pathway. Lineage: Eukaryota; Metazoa; Brachiopoda; Lingulata; Lingulida; Lingulidae. Gene Ontology annotation, molecular function: G protein-coupled peptide receptor activity. The record is from RefSeq and is a predicted model, not a curated record.